GGCCCGCCCUUGCCCCUUACUCCAGACCCUUGGCGGUGGGGCCCUUAGAACCACCUGCGCCUCGCCGGGUCCAGCCGACACCCCGGAGCCAGGAAGCGACAUGGCAGCUCCUGCAAAGGCCGAGAACCUGUCCCUGGUGGUGCACGGACCUGGGGACCUUCGCCUGGAGAACUACCCAAUCCCUGAGCCAGGCCCAAAUGAGGUGCUACUAAAGAUGCAUUCUGUGGGGAUCUGCGGAUCAGAUGUUCACUACUGGCAGCAUGGCCGAAUUGGAGAUUUUGUUGUGAAAAAGCCAAUGGUGCUUGGGCAUGAAGCUUCUGGAACCGUCAUAAAAGUAGGAGAGAUGGUGAAACAUCUAAAACCAGGUGAUCGGGUUGCCAUCGAGCCCGGUGUUCCCCGAGAAACAGAUGAGUUCUGCAAGAUUGGCCGAUACAACCUGACUCCGUCCAUCUUCUUCUGUGCCACACCCCCCGAUGACGGGAACCUGUGUCGGUUCUACAAGCACAGUGCUGAUUUCUGCUACAAGCUUCCUGACAAUGUCACCUUUGAAGAAGGGGCCCUGAUUGAGCCUCUCUCUGUGGGGAUCUAUGCCUGCCGUCGAGGUUCAGUUUCUCUGGGGAAUAAGGUCCUUGUGUGUGGAGCUGGGCCCGUUGGGAUAGUCACUUUGCUUGUGGCCAAAGCAAUGGGAGCUGCCCAGGUGUUGGUGACUGACCUAUCUUCCUCUCGGUUGGCCAAAGCCAAGGAAGUUGGAGCUGAUUUCACCCUCCAGGUUGCCAAAGAGUCUCCUCUGGAAGUUGCCAGUAGAGUGGAAAGUAUGCUAGGGGGCAAGCCGGAAGUCACUAUAGAGUGCACAGGAGCAGAAUCCUCCAUCCAGACGGGCAUCUAUGCCACACACUCUGGUGGGACCUUGGUGAUUGUGGGAAUGGGCUCUGAGAUGGUCAAUUUACCCCUAAUGCAUGCAUCUGUGCGGGAGGUGGAUAUCAAGGGCGUGUUUCGAUACUGCAACACGUGGCCAAUGGCGAUUUCCAUGCUUGCAUCGAAGGCCUUGAAUGUGAAGCCUUUAGUUACCCAUCGAUUUCCUCUGGAGAAGGCUGUAGAAGCCUUUGAAACCUCCAAAAAGGGAUUGGGGCUGAAAGUUAUGAUCAAGUGUGACCCCAAUGACCAGAACCCCUAAUGUGAAUUCAUCUGUGCCCUCAGCCUACCCUCUCAGCAUCUAAGGGCUAAUGGCUGGGAAGGGGAGGCCCUGGAUGCAGAACUUUCUUUUGAAUGGUAAAAAUAAUUAACUCAUAAUAAGCAGAGAGCCUUAGGGGAGUUGGUGUGCCUUAAAGACAGAGGUAGGGGCACUCUGAGGGACUUUGUAGCCAGAAUGAGAUGCUUGUAUUGAGGAAAGUCUAGUAGAGAGAGCAGAGUUUGGCAGUGCUGGGAGCUUCCCUCUUCCUCUGGUACCUUCUUUGGUGAGGACAUAAACCCCCUGAAGUCUGAGUUCCACUGUGAUGGCCAGGGGGUGGGGCUGACUCAGGAAGAAAGGACUUCGUUAAGAUGGAAGUGGCCCCAUAGCUGAUCCUUUGGUCUGGAUGAAUGGUUGUCAUCUGUUGUAGUUCAGAGAAUGGUGUUUGUCAAGCCAAGCUUCAUUUGGUUUGAUGAUAAAAGGGGAAUAAGAAAUGGAACUCGCCUUCUGGAUCCAGGAUAAAAACCAAUCAAAAGAACGAAGCAAAUCCCGUAUGAAGUGCAUUAGCUUACAUUCCCCAAAUGUGGGAGUAAGGGCACUCACCUCUGUCCAAGGACCACCUCUUCCUCAAUGCCUAAGAAUUCAGUCAUUACAUUUGUAAAGUGGAAGACCACCUUCCCAACACUGCUGUUCACAGUAAGGAGCAAUGCCAGUUGCUAGGCAACCAGGAGCCUUCCACCUGAAGAUCUUAAAUCCUGCCUAAUUGGUACUAGAAGGCUUGUGUUCCCAUGCUCACUCACAGGCAAUUGUUACCCCAUUCCACUCAGUUCUGGCUAUCUGAAAAUGUCCCCUUCUCAUAGCUGGGUAAGGCUGGUGGCGUCUGUUGGGUGGACACCACAGAAUUUUUCAUCCCAGGGCUUUUCUAUAUAAGAUUUGGGUUCAAAUCACACCCUUUGUGAUCUUAAAAUAAUUAAGAGUAACAGUGAUGUAACUUGGGCUACAGACUUUAACCCACCUCUUCGGCUGCGGGUAGAGAAUGGCUGAAAAGAAUCUGCUGGAGAAGAUCGUGGCCAAUAACUGAGCUUUGCAAAAUAAAUUCUGUCGCUGGUGUCGGA
Messenger RNA from Peromyscus maniculatus bairdii (prairie deer mouse), 2283 nucleotides. It is a transcript of the gene Sord, whose product is annotated as sorbitol dehydrogenase. Gene Ontology annotation, biological process: D-sorbitol catabolic process. NCBI's taxonomy places the organism in Eukaryota, Metazoa, Chordata, Mammalia, Rodentia, Cricetidae. Gene Ontology annotation, molecular function: zinc ion binding; L-iditol 2-dehydrogenase (NAD+) activity. The record is from RefSeq and is a predicted model, not a curated record.